AUGUCUGGAUUUUCCAUACCUUUAGUGAUGCAAGGAGAAGCUAUUAACAGUUAUGCUUCUGAUGCUGAUAAAUUUCAAAACAUGCAAUCUGGGAAGGACACCAUUAGAGAUUUCUCGACUGGCACGUCAUAUCCUGUCAAUAGCAAUCCAAUUCUUGCUCAAUUUAUUGAGGGGAUUCCCCUUCCCGCUUCAUCCAUUAAUACCUUUCCGGCUGCAAGAUAUAGUACUAUCGAGAAUCCCAACAACUUUUCAACUUCUGGUCCUUUUGAUUAUCCCCUGGAAUGCCCAAAAACCAUUGUCCCAAGUGACUACUCUAAUAUGAUGAAUUCUUCGUGUGGAACCUUGAAGUAUGUAUGCAAUGAUUUACCUUUCGAUACAAGCAGUAGAUCCAUAACUUCUCCUGAACUUUUAGGGAUGGGUAUACCCUGUCCAACGGGAAAUUCCACUUCCAAUGGGUGGAUAUUACCAGAACGUGGCAGCUUGACCUCUAAUAGCCCAGGGUCGUCCCUAUUUAGUAACGAGCUGUCCCUUAGUCUUGCUACGUCUCAACCUUCUGUUAUACACCAGACUUCAGUUCAAGAACCAUGUUUAGAGAUGAGCUCGUCUGGUUUUACUAGCUAUUGUUUGCAUAAAAGGCACAUCGGGUCAGAACAAACAUCUUGCAACAGUAAUAAUGUUUCAUUGAGCUUUAGUUCUUCUAAGCCAGUCGAAAUUUCUCGUUUGUUAUUGGGGUCAAGAUAUUUCCACGUGGUGCAAGAAAUACUUGCUGAAAUUGCUCGGUUUGCAUUUGAAAGUUUUGAUCAAACAAGCUAUUCAACUACUUGGACUGAGGAUAGGACAAAUGGUUAUUUUUCUUUACCUGGAAGAGGCUAUUCAGCAUUGAAUCCUUCUGAUUAUCCCGAUGGGGAACGUGGAAUCAAGGAUCAAGGAAAUCACUUUUUUCAAGACAGGAAAGUUGAAACAAAGAAAAAGCAUCUGCUGGCUUUGUUGCAAGUGGUUGAUGAUCGCUUCAACCAAUGCUUAGAUGAGAUCCAUACAGUUGUAUCUGCAUUUCAUGCUGUAACUGAGUUGGAUCCUAAUAUACACGCUCGAUUUGCUCUUCCAACAAUCUCUUUCAUGUAUAAAAACCUACGGGAGAGAAUUAGCUGCCACAUUCUUGCGAUAGGAGCUAAUUUUAGUGAAGGAGGGGUAACAGAAGAAAAGUCAUUCGAGGCAUCCUUCAUUGAAAAACAGUGGGCACUUCAGCAGCUAAGAAAGAGAGAUCAUCCAUUAUGGAGGCCCCAGCGAGGAUUGCCCGAAAGAUCUGUCUCCAUCUUGAGGGCAUGGAUGUUUCAGAAUUUUCUUCACCCGUACCCCAAGGAUUCAGAGAAGCAUUUGCUUGCAUUAAAAAGUGGAUUGACAAGAAGCCAGGUAUCCAAUUGGUUUAUAAAUGCUCGUGUUCGUCUGUGGAAGCCGAUGAUAGAGGAAAUGUACACGGAGAUUAACAGGCGGACAGGUCGCCGGAACAAUGAAGGAACUGACAGCAACUGGAGAAAUCAUAUGUUCUAUGAGAAUACAAGGUUUAAAAUGAAUUAA
Molecule: messenger RNA, 1575 nt
Organism: Fraxinus pennsylvanica
Lineage: Eukaryota; Viridiplantae; Streptophyta; Magnoliopsida; Lamiales; Oleaceae
Source: the annotation of a GenBank genome assembly